Molecule: messenger RNA, 1309 nt
Organism: Coccidioides immitis RS
Lineage: Eukaryota; Fungi; Ascomycota; Eurotiomycetes; Onygenales; Onygenaceae
Exons: 2
Coding region: 449-1147 (232 amino acids)
Source: RefSeq, a predicted model, not a curated record
UCUCUAGCCGCCCAACAGGAGGCAAGGAUAUCGCACCCAUGCUAAAAUAUAGUUACCCCUGCUAGUGGAUUCUGCAAGUUGAAUUAGUGCUGGCAGGAAAAAAAAAGACUCUAUUAUUAUGAUUUCUUUUCUUAUCGCUCCACAUACUGUGGUUGAAUUUAGAAUCGCUCCCUUGACGAACCAGGACAGAGAAGACCCUACCGAUGCACCGAAUCUCGAAGGUCUUGACGAGGCAGGUCUGGGCAAAUUCCUAUGCCAAAACCAACCGUUAUAUAUUCUUGCAAGCAGUCCGGAGCUAUGCCCUCAGAAUGAUUGACUUCAGGGAGAGAAGUCGUGCCAGACUUUUAUCUUAAUCCGCAAGGCCCCGUCCUCUUUUCCUCAUCUACCAUCACGUUCUACAAUUUGUACCUCUUGUCACUUUUACUUUCACCAAGCAAGUUCAAUCACAAUGUAUCUUUCUAGCCUCCUACCUUACUCGCUUCUCAUCUUGGGUGUCGCGUGCGCCCCAAUCGACUCCGGAUUAUCCAUGUCCGCAUCAGCUGCCGGAAAUGUUUUAAACAGCAUCCGCCGCCAGGGUCAAGCUUCGGGCUGCAAUAUAUUCAAAACAGUGUUGCCCGAUACCGGCAAUGGCUCAGAACUACCCGUCCCCGCCUCCAAACUGGAGCUCAAAUACAUAACUCUCGGCGUCGGGACCCAGAACUAUACUUGCGAAAAUCUCGAGACACCAUCACUGGUUGGCGCGGUCGCUACGCUUUACGAUGCUUCCUGUCUCGUUACAAAGCACUCGCUGUUGUUGGAUAUGUUUGCACGUCUGGCCGUCAGGCUUCCUACGAAAAUUCUCAAUCAUAUGAUAUCCAAAUACCUCAACAUUGAUCUGAUGGGCCAUCACUACUUUGCUGGUAGUGUUCCCAUGUUCGAUCUACGCCAAGUUGGCCAGCAGGACUACGCUUAUGUUUCAGUGGCUGCGAAAGUUCCUGCUCCACGGAACAUUGAUGUCGACUGGCUAAAGCUCGAUCGCGUGGAUGGAUCUGGGAUUGAGAGUGUCUAUCGUGUGAAAACUACGUCAGGAAAAGCACCCGCCACUUGCAGGAAUAUGCCUGGCCGUUUCGAAGUCAAAUACCUCGCACAAUAUUGGAUGUAUGGGUGAGGCCUUUUAGCCAAUCGCAACUUUACGGAAUACAAUAGACUAGGAGGUUUGAUUUCUUUAUGAGGGAUUAAGAAUGCGAAAUUACUACUCGGUACAUAGUUUCGAGGUUUAUACUUGGGUUUCUUUGUACAUACAUAUCUGCAUGUUUUGGAAAUACAUGGA